This is a messenger RNA of Drosophila rhopaloa, 1198 nucleotides long. Its product is annotated as protein suppressor of variegation 3-7. Lineage: Eukaryota; Metazoa; Arthropoda; Insecta; Diptera; Drosophilidae. The coding region runs from base 50 to 1054 and encodes 334 amino acids. The record is from RefSeq and is a predicted model, not a curated record. The transcript is spliced from 2 exons. Gene Ontology annotation, molecular function: DNA binding.
CAAAAAGAAAACAAAAAACCAUAGUAAAUAUUUUCGAAAUAUUGACGCCAUGAGCUUCUCGGAAAACACCUCUGACUCGGAUUGGAAGUCGGCAAGGGUGAAAGUGGCUCGGACUAUCAAGGAAUCCUCUAAGCGGAACAAGGAGCAGAGCUCCAGGACGCCCAGAACUGUGAAGCCCAAGUACAACCAGAAAUUCUGCGAGAAGUGGCUGAAGAUCUUCGAUCCAUGGCUGCGACGAGCGGCCGAGGAUCCCAACAAGCCUUUUUGUCGCGCCUGCCAUUGUACCAUGGACUGCAAUCGGUGUCACCUAGUGCGCCACGAGCGGACCACCAAGCACAAGCGCAAUCUGGAGGCACUGCUCACCAAGGGCGAGGGGGCGGCGCUCCAGGAGUUCCGUAUUCGUCAGGAGCGUAGCAAAUACUACCAUCAGCGGAAGUUGGCUAUGCGGCAGGAGGAUGAGCAUGCGGCGCCACCGUCGGAAAAUCAGGAUUUGGAACCUUCCCCAGAGAAUAAUGCCGAUCCUGACGCUAUGGUAGUCAUCCCUGAUCCAAAUUCCUGCUCCCCCAUUAUCGACAAGAUGGAAGUACACAAACAAGAACUGCUUUCGGAAACAGAAAUCACUACUAAGACGUCAGAAUCCAAAGCCAGCCUGCCCAGAUGCAGUGGCUCCUCCGCCGACUCCAACCAGGAGGGUAUCAAGCUACUCAUGCAGAUUCACCAGGACAAAAACGAGUUAAUGGAAUCCUUUCGCGAGCUGAUGGGUAGUCAGACACAGGCACAGACUCAGAAUCACACUCCGUCGCCCAAGGAGAAGAACCAUGUGGAUCUGUUCUUCGAGAGCGUCAGUUCCAGUGUGAAGGCAUUGACCCCAAAGCUGGUGGCGGAGGCCAAGAUGCGGGUGUCGCAGCUGAUUUGCGAACUGGAGCUGCGCAGCCUCAAUGAGAGCAGUUCCAAGGAAGAGGCGGCAGUGGCAAAUGGAUUGCAUGUUCACCGACCGGCAGGACAUGGUAAUCAAAUAAUCACCCAGCAACCUGGUUUUAGCGGCGUUAGUUGAGGGUUAACGGACAGAUGCAAUCACUAGGCCUUAUUCUUUUGUUUGUGUUAAUUUCUGUAAUUAAUUAUUUAACUAGGAUAAAAGAAAUAGUGCAAAAGAAAGUAUUGUUAAGAUGUUAUUUUAUUGAAUAAAUAAAUAUAUAAA